ACAAAAUGGAAGAUUUGCCGAAGUGUCUUGUCUCUAAUUGAGAUCAAACUGCUAGAAUGUUUGUGAAGAAGUUGAAACUGUACAACUGUUAUAAACAUUUCGACGAAACAUAUGAACAAGCCGAGGGGGAAAGACUCAUCUCUCCGAAACUUGUUGCAAAGAAGGUUGGAGUUAUCGAGCAAAUGCUCAGACUCUUCAAGUAUUUCACCCAAAAAGAAUGUCAGGAGAAGCCUGAUGAGAGAACACUAAAAUUUCAACAAGAGUUCACCCUCCAAGUGCAGAAACUCAGAGAUGAUACCAUUCACGCUUAUGAACAAGGGUCUUAUCUGGAUUUUGGGGAUCUAGCCCAGAAAGCUAGAAAUAUCCAAGCAGACAUGGAUGGUGAUGAGACUUUCUCGAGAUUUGCUUGCAACAUCAUGUGGAAAAUCAUGCAAGAGAAACUUGACGAAGAUUCAGAAAUCCCAGCAUGGUUUAGUGGGCUAGUGCCCAAACAGCAGAACAUUCUUCAGGAAGAACUUAAACAGAAUAAGCUCGCCAUCGAGGUUCUAGAUCAAAAGAACAAGAAGUUGCAACAACAGAAUGAAGAUUACAAAUGGAACCUUAGUGCAAAAAGUCUAGGUAUCAGUUCUUCACAAAGCCCGAGCACUGUGCCCACAAAUACUGUUAACAGUGGACAGUCCAAACCCAUAGAUGUCACCUCGGGUAACACAAUAAGACUCGAACUGACAAACCUCCGCGACAUGAACUUCCUGGCCUUUCUGGACCGCAGAAUACCUAUACUUAACAGAAUGGACCUGAAUAAAGUGCCUGCCAACAACCAGCAUGUGAAAGAUUUCCUGCAAAGAUACUUCCCUAUAGAGCUGAAAUUCUUCAACUUCAACUGUUCUUCGACUCUGUCUACAGGUCUGGACUAUUACGCGGAGGCAUUGACAGUAUCGAGUACCUGAGUCCGUGAGGUGUUCUCCAUCUACAACUUUGAAAUUUGUGAGUCCCAUUUAGUAAUGCUUGUAUGUGCCAACAAAAACAUGCAAAGGUUCGGGCUCCAGCAUUGCAAGUUUGGACUUCCAACCGUUCCUGACUUCGGAGGCAAGCUCAAAGGCAGCACUCUCAAAGUGCUGGAUUUGAAUGCUUGAGGAAGAAAGGGUUACAGCAACUGGGCCAACAACCAACUCAACUUCGAAAACUUGGUCGAAGGUCUUUCGAAGGAAGAGGACUUCAGAGCCAACUUGCAGAAGAUCUGGAUGAAACAGUGCGGAAUGCAGUUAAAGGUAAUCAAGAGAAUCAUGAGCAAGCACGGGUUUGCUCACUUAGAAAUUUGAGGCCACUCCAAGUAACCCAAAGCCAAAAUAUUUCAGAUGA
This is a messenger RNA of Moneuplotes crassus, 1359 nucleotides long. The record is from the annotation of a GenBank genome assembly. NCBI's taxonomy places the organism in Eukaryota, Ciliophora, Spirotrichea, Euplotida, Euplotidae.